GAGUAAAACAUUUUUCAUCUUUGCCACAUCUCUGUUUUAAAGGCUCUGGGUGGGCGGCGCAAACGGCCCUUUAUUCAACAACCGGCUCUUUGCUCUUCGUUCCGAGCGACCCGGAACAUCAUUUUUUGCAACUCCCAGGCCGCUUCCGGUUGAUGAGGACACGUCACUCAUUCGACCGAGGAAGAGGACCAGCAAAAAGCCUCGCGUAUUGACACCUUUUGUGUGAAGUGGACGGCAAAACCAUGUCCAAUUCAGUCGUCUCGGUCAUCUCCCGGUUUCUAGAGGAGUACACCUCCACGACGCCCAACAAGCUGAAAGUGGUGGAUGCGUAUUUGCUGUACAUCUUGUUGACCGGAGCGCUCCAGUUCCUCUACUGUCUCCUCGUUGGCACCUUCCCCUUCAACAGCUUUUUGUCGGGCUUCAUCUCCUGUGUGGGCGCUUUCAUUCUCGCAGUGUGUCUUCGUAUCCAGAUCAACCCACAGAACAAAGGAGAGUUCCUGUCUAUCUCUCCAGAGAGAGCCUUCGCUGACUUCCUGUUCGCUCACACUGUCCUCCAUCUGGUUGUGAUGAACUUCAUUGGUUGAAACAGACGCGGAUACAACUUACAGUGCCCCCCCCCCCUCUCAGAAGAUCACGACAAGAGAAAUGAUCAAAACUCCCCUUCAAGAUAUGAUGCUGCGUCUGCUUUGGCGCCAUCCCACCUUCAAUACUGAAUUAAUUGCAUCUUGUCACAUGUGAUGCAGUACAAUUUUCUAGAUGAUAAAGUUGUUGAGUUCUGUCAUUGUUUUAAAUGUAAACAUUUGUAAAGCAUUCCCUUUUUGCACUGAGGUGAAGAAAUAAAAACAACUGAAAUGCUGGUCAUGUGAAUACUAAA
Molecule: messenger RNA, 874 nt
Organism: Xiphias gladius (swordfish)
Lineage: Eukaryota; Metazoa; Chordata; Actinopteri; Istiophoriformes; Xiphiidae
Gene: dad1
Product: defender against cell death 1
Exons: 3
Coding region: 243-584 (113 amino acids)
Biological process (GO): protein N-linked glycosylation
Cellular component (GO): oligosaccharyltransferase complex; membrane
Source: RefSeq, a predicted model, not a curated record